Molecule: messenger RNA, 5404 nt
Organism: Siniperca chuatsi (mandarin fish)
Lineage: Eukaryota; Metazoa; Chordata; Actinopteri; Centrarchiformes; Sinipercidae
Gene: megf11
Product: multiple EGF-like-domains 11
Exons: 27
Coding region: 329-3727 (1132 amino acids)
Cellular component (GO): membrane
Molecular function (GO): scavenger receptor activity; protein binding
Source: RefSeq, a predicted model, not a curated record
AGAAGGGGAAGGAAUCAGCGGCGGUUCCUCUCACAACACCUGCUUUCUGCACGUCGCUGUGUAUUGAAACAUGCCGCUUUGAACUCCAGAGUUUCUCACUCAUUAAAGAUGGAAGACCGUAUUGCGCCGUGGACCCGCUGAAUUCUCUUUUGUUGAGGGCGAUAACUUUAAAUCUCAAGUCUCCCGAAAGAUCUGCGACUUGUCUUCACCUCUCCCAGCGAGUGUGUGUCUGUGCACAGCAGCACUUUUGUCACUUUGUGCUUCCAGAGCUGCUUCAGCGUCCACAAAAAACACCCAGGGAGCACAGGCUGUAAGAUUAGAGUGAAGAAUGGGGUCAUCUGUUGCCCUGCUGGCCCUGCUGCUUGUUCUGGACUUGACCACUAGUGUAUGGAGUCUGAACCCGGAUGACCCCAAUGUCUGCAGCCACUGGGAGAGCUACGCCGUGACUGUCCAGGAAUCCUACGCUCACCCGUUUGACCAGAUCUACUACACCAGAUGCACCGACAUCCUCAACUGGUUUAAAUGCACAAGGCACAGGAUCAGCUAUAAGACGGCUUACCGGCGGGGAGUGAGAACCAUGUAUAGGCGCCGCUCGCAGUGUUGCCCUGGUUACUUUGAGAGCGGAGACUUGUGUGUUCCUCUGUGUACAGAGGAGUGUGUCCAUGGUCGCUGUGUGUCUCCUGAUACAUGCCAGUGUGAGCCUGGAUGGGGUGGACUGGACUGCUCUAGUGCAAACACAGCCAAUGGAACAGGCUGUGAGAGUGACUACUGGGGACCUCACUGCAGUAAUCGGUGCCAGUGCCAGAAUGGGGCUAAGUGUAACCCCAUCACAGGUGCCUGUGUCUGCACUGAUGGCUACCAGGGAUGGCGUUGUGAGGAGCCCUGUGAGCACGGUUACUUUGGCAAGGCAUGCCAACUACCCUGCCAGUGUCUCAAUGGUGCCACCUGCAACCACGAGACAGGAGAGUGCAUCUGUGCACCGGGGUACUCAGGGGCUUUCUGUGGAGACCGCUGCCCCUCCGGUAGUCAUGGGCCUCAUUGUGAGCACCGCUGCCCCUGUCAGAAUGGAGGAAUGUGCCACCACAUCACUGGAGAUUGUUCCUGCCCUGUAGGGUGGAUGGGUUCAGUUUGUGCCCAGCCAUGCCCUCUUGGCAAGUACGGCAUAAACUGCAGCAAGGACUGUUCCUGUCGUAAUGGCGGACUGUGCGACCACAUCACGGGGCAGUGCCAAUGCGCAGCUGGCUUCAGUGGACGCAGGUGUCAGGAUGACUGUCCUGUGGGCACCUUUGGUCCGCAGUGUAACCACAGGUGUGAGUGUCAGAAUGGAGCCAAGUGUCAUCAUAUCAAUGGAGCCUGUCUGUGUGAAACAGGGUUUAAAGGCCCUAAUUGCCAAGAGAGAUUCUGUCCCCCAGGCCUCUACGGCCUCAUCUGUGACAAGUACUGCCCCUGUAAUACCACCAACACCGUAAGCUGCCACCCGCUUUCUGGUGAAUGCACCUGCUCUGCGGGAUGGACAGGGCUUUACUGUAAUGAAACCUGCCCUCCUGGAUACUAUGGAGAGGGAUGCAUGCUGCCUUGCAGCUGCACCAACGGAGCUGACUGCCAUCCUGUCACAGGUGCCUGUGUAUGUGCCCCUGGGUUCAUGGGUGAGGACUGUGCUACAGUGUGUCUUCCUGGUCUAUACGGACCAAGCUGCAUGUCCACCUGCUCUUGCCAUAAUCACGCAUCCUGCUCUCCGGUCGACGGCUCCUGUAUCUGCAGGGAAGGCUGGCAGGGGGUGGACUGCUCCAUCCUUUGUUCCAGUGGUACGUGGGGUCUGGGCUGUAAUCAAACAUGUUUAUGUGCCAAUGGAGCUGCAUGUGACCCUAUAGAUGGCAUCUGUACAUGUUCCCCUGGGUGGAGGGGAGAGCACUGCGACGAGUCCUGCCCUGAUGGCACCUAUGGGUUGGAGUGUCGUGAGCGCUGUGACUGUAGCCAUGCUGAUGGCUGUGAUCCAGAGAGUGGCUACUGCCGCUGCUACCCCGGCUGGACAGGAAUCCACUGCGAUAAUGUGUGCCCACAAGGCUUCUGGGGACCCAACUGUUCAGUCAGCUGCUCCUGUCAGAACGGAGGAUCUUGCUCUCCAGAGGACGGCACAUGUGUGUGUGCACCUGGAUACAGAGGGACUUCCUGCAAAAGAAUCUGCUCUCCGGGGUUCUACGGACACCGUUGCAGCCAGUCAUGUCCGCAGUGUGUGCACAGCACUGGGCCGUGCCAUCAUGUCACGGGGCACUGUGAGUGCCUGUCUGGCUUCUCUGGCUCUCUGUGCAACCAAGUCUGUCCGAGCGGCAGGUAUGGAAGGGCCUGCGCUGAGAUCUGCCUCUGUACCAACAAUGGCACCUGCAACCCAAUCGAUGGUUCCUGCCAAUGCUUCCCUGGUUGGAUAGGAGAGGAUUGCUCUCAGGCCUGUCCCUCUGGGCACUGGGGCCCUGAUUGUCUCAACUCGUGUAACUGUCACAACGGAGCCCAGUGCAGUGCCUAUGAUGGGGAGUGCAGGUGCAGCCCCGGCUGGACCGGACUCUACUGCACACAGCGCUGUCCUUCAGGGUUCUAUGGCAGGGACUGCUCUGAAGUCUGUCGCUGCCAAAAUGGCGCAGACUGUGACCACAUCACUGGCCAGUGUGCUUGCAGAACAGGCUUCAUUGGGAUGAGCUGUGAGCAGAAGUGUCUUGCUGGUACAUUUGGAUAUGGUUGCCAGCAGCUGUGUGAGUGCCUGAACAAUGCUACCUGUGACUAUGUGACUGGAACAUGCUACUGCAGCCCUGGAUAUAAAGGCAUCCGCUGUGAUCAAGCAGCUCUGAUGAUGGAGGAGCUGAAUCCAUAUACCAAGAUUAGCCCAGCACGAGGCUCGGAGCGUCAGUCUGCAGGGGCUGUCAUGGGCGUCAUAUUUCUCCUACUCAUCAUCAUGGCCAUGCUCAGUCUGUUUGUGUGGUACAGACAGAGGCAGAGGGACAAAGGCCAUGAGAUCCAGCCCAGUGUGUCCUAUACACAGGCAAUGCAUAUCACCAACACUGACUAUUCUCUGUCUGAGUGUGGAAGCACUGUAGCAAUGAGGACCAGCGCUGCUGAGGUCAAUCAGAGCCAGAGCAGCAGCAGCGGUGGCCAGUGCUUCUCCAACCCCAGUUACCACACUGUGGCACAGUGUAAUGUUGUCUCAACCAUCUCCAGCAACCUGGAUGGCACUCUGACCCUCAAAUCAAGCACCCUGAAAAGCAGGACUGGCUCAGAAUGGAGAGCCUACUGCAACCUCAAUGACCUAGAUAUUCGACAGGGGGAGACGCCGACACAAAGAGGCUCCCGAAAAGAUUACAUCAAGGGCUCCAUGUGCAGCAACAGCUCCUGCUCCCUGAAUAGUGAGAAUCCAUACGCCACCAUUAGAGACCCACCAGGGCUGGCUUGCAAGCACACAGAGAGCAGCUAUGUGGAGAUGAAGUCCCCCUCCCACCGUGAAGUGCCCUUUGGAGGCACUGCCACCCUCCUGGGCAGUGCGAGCAGGAAUGUCUAUGAUGUUGAGCCAACUGUGAGUGUCCUGCAGGGCCCCAAUGGAAUGGCCACCGGCUUCUCCCAGAGCCCCUAUGACCUUCCCUGCAGCAGCCACAUCCCCAGCCACUACGACAUACUGCCCAUGCGUCACAGCCCCACGCACACAACCCCGCCACCCCCAGAAAGCCCCAGCUCCCUGCUCUAGAGAGCACACCCUCUGCCGGGCUCUGACAGCGUGCCGGCAUCCAGGCGACGUUCAGCCAACUUUCAACCAACGGCCCUCCCUCUGUCUCCGUGUGUGUUCAAUUAGAUACUGAGAUGUUGAGAUGGAGGGACAGCCACAGCUCCUCUGGACUCUGCUCCCUCACUCACACUCUUUCCGUGUCCCUGAAGGAGGGAGGGGAGGAAAAGAGUGUCCCACACACCAGCGACCAUUCACCCAUUUUAUUUUCUUAUAGAACUGAUCACUCAAACUGCUGCCCAGCCUCUUUAUGGACCUCCUGAAGUGGAACAUAAUGGUUCCAAACAGCGCUAAGGGCAGCAUACAUGGAUUGGAUGGACAGAUUAUUUACAGGGAGAGAGCUCUCCGCACGCUCAUUUUUAGCCCAUGAUAUAGGUUUAUUCAAGGGGCACCCAAGUGUUUAUAAUGUCCCGUAAACAGAAGUGAUUUUCUCUACAGGAAGGAACGUAUAGCAACUUUGACCAUUUCAAAGCAGGUGAAGAUUUACUACAUACAGACAUCAGAGUUUAUGUCUUGUCACUGUGUGCAGCAGCUGCAGAUCACAGUACAGCUGACAUGAGGUGAAUAUGAUCAUCUACUCUGAAGUGAAGAAAAGUUCAGUCAAAUAGAUAAUUUUCUGUUCUAAAUGUUAAACAUGGAAACGCGAAUGAGAGUGAUCCAAGUCUGAUAACGCAUGGAUAAAUAGUAAAAUAUUGUAAUGGUCCUUUAUUCACUGUUAUCCAGUAAUGAUCACACAGUUAAUACUAAGGUGAUCGCUGUCUGUGACUCAAGAGCUUCUUUUAAGUUGCAGUGUAAAAGAGGCUCGGUGUUUCUGGAGAUGCAUUCAGGUCACCAUGUUCAGGCAUUAUUGCAUUACGAAGAGAUACACACAUAGAGUAAGUCUCAAGUUUGGAUUUCUUCCCACACUGAUGAAGUGACCAGAUCUUGUGUUGUUUUCUAUGUGAAACCAUUUUUCUUGCAAGUGUCUUAGUUUACAUUUUUGAAAUAUUGGGUGUUUAGAAGAGAUUGCUUUGACCUUUUAUGUUUUGUAUUUAUAAAGCUAAUUGCUUUACCUAUUAAUUUAUAUUAGUGAUGGUGAAUUUUUUCAAUGUGACACUAGAAUAAAAAAGAUGAGCAUGAUCAGAUAACGGACACCCACUGAUGUAGAUAACACAAAAUUUAUCUUCUUGUGAGAUGACGAGUGUCAUUUUGUGAACUGUUUUUGAAGUUAUUUAAAAUGUUCUUUCUCUCUCUGUCAGAUUGUUAAUUGAAAAUAAGGUUUCAUCAGACCAACUCAAGACCCACAAAUACCCUGUGCAGUAUUCACAAAGGGAACCAUAUGUAAAAAGUCCAAUUUGAAAAUAUUUUUAUGUUUGUACCAGGCUAAUUAACUUAUUUAUUUAUUGAACUGAAUUUAUUCAUUCACUAUGUGAAUUCCAUUUCACCCUCUGUGGAAGCAAUAACAUGUUGACAAUCGAUGCCCAGACAGCGUUUCAUUAGUGCUGGACAUUAUGCCAUCUUUGACCAGUGUAGUGACAGUGGAUAAUAUUUUAUGUGACUGUUUUUCCUGUGAGGAAGGUUUUUCCAGUUGCUGUUAUAUCAAUGCUGCUUGUUGUUUUGGUACAUAAGUUUCAAAUUAAAAGCCUAUUCUGCCACCAGAAA